Molecule: messenger RNA, 5109 nt
Organism: Pecten maximus
Lineage: Eukaryota; Metazoa; Mollusca; Bivalvia; Pectinida; Pectinidae
Product: ADP-ribosylation factor-like protein 5B
Exons: 6
Coding region: 173-712 (179 amino acids)
Biological process (GO): intracellular protein transport; protein localization to Golgi membrane; vesicle-mediated transport
Cellular component (GO): trans-Golgi network; cytoplasm
Molecular function (GO): GTPase activity; GTP binding
Source: RefSeq, a predicted model, not a curated record
AUAUCCGGUGUCUCGUGUCAACAGAUUGCUUGAGUCACCAGAGACAGUUAUCUAUGAAAUUGUAGUGAUUUUUGUGUUUCUUUGUCAAUAUUUUGACAUGAUGUUAUGUAGAUAUCAUACCUAAGGCUUCAUAUCUUACACUGUAUACAUUUAUCGCAUUUUAUUUUGAAAUAUGGGCCUACUGUUCUCAAGACUCUGGAAUCUUUUCACAAACGAAGAACACAAAGUGAUUAUUGUGGGCCUAGAUAAUGCAGGAAAGACGACUAUCUUAUAUCAAUUUUUAAUGAACGAGGUUGUACACACAUCUCCUACCAUUGGCAGCAAUGUGGAGGAAGUGGUAUGGAAGAAUAUCCACUUCCUCAUGUGGGACAUUGGUGGGCAGGAAACCCUCCGAUCUUCGUGGAACACAUACUAUACUAAUGCCCAGUUUGUAAUACUGGUGAUUGACAGUACAGAUAGAGAAAGGUUGUCAAUUACCAAGGAAGAACUCUACAAAAUGCUCAAUCAUGAUGAUCUGAGAAAGGCAGCUGUGCUAGUAUUUGCUAACAAACAAGACAUCAAGGGCUCAAUGUCUGCAGCUGAGAUAUCCCAACACUUGAACCUGACCUCUGUCAAGGACCAUGCCUGGCAUAUACAGGCUUGCUGUGCUCUAACUGGAGAGGGACUCUACCAAGGCUUAGAAUGGUUAUCAAGCAAUCUAAAAAGAAGAUGAUGAAGACUGCUUAGGAAAUUGAUUUAGUGACAACAGUAUUUCAUAUGGUGCACUGUAGGAUUUAAUGGUGCAGGAAUGGAAUGGCUAUCAUUACAACUCCUGAGCUGACAGUAGUGCCCAUUGGUUUAUACCAAUCCAGGUUGACCAGCCAUGUUCCACCAUUGCCAGGAAUGUUUACACAUUACCAUGACUUCUGAAAUGCUGAUCAAAAUGUAAAGGACAGGGAACUUGUUAAUCACAGUAUUAGCCAGUCUGGCCCAGAUGCCAAAAGCCAUGGCACAUCAUCUUUCUGUCAACCUUUUCUGAGUUCUUCACAUUGUCUGUCCGUCCGUAUAGAUUUUUAUCCCCACACAACAAAAUCGGGAAGGGGAUAUAUUAUGAGUAUACCUCAAACGAGUUCAUGUUUUGGGUACCAAGGUCAAGAGCAAGGUCAUCCAUGCUAUUUCAAGAAAAUCUUUGUCAGAGCUCAGGCAAUUUCAUUUCAUGCCAAAUUUCAGAUUUCGAUAAAACUUCACACAAUGGUCAAUUAGGAGAAUACCUUGUUCAAGUUCAUAUUUCAAGAUGCCAAUGUCAAGGUCAACAUUAACGUUGCAGUUUAUAUACGGCUUACAUCAUAGCAGAAUAUUUAAGUGGGUAUACUGGGCACAUGAGUGAUUGGACAAAUUGUGUAAACGUGUAACAUACAAAAAGUGCUAAAGGAUUGUAUGUGGUAGAGACAUAUGUGCUACAAAGGAUGUUUUCACAUAUAAUUGAAGUAUUAAACUAAGAGUGAAAGAGUUUCUGUCCAGAUGAUUUUGUUAAUUAUGACACAUUGGGUACAGAGGCUAGAUUUCAUUUUAAGUUUUGGAAAAAUUAUUUGUUAAAACUUCAGAUUCAUUGUUUGUAUGAAAUAAGUAGGCCUUGGCCAUUUAACUGAAGUUACAUAAAUAAAAAAAUAAAAAAAUUCCCCCUGUGAUUGAGACUAAGGCAUAAUCAGCAUCAGGGUAUAUAAUACUAAUGUUAAGAUGUUGAGCCUACAAAGUAUAUCACUUAAAAUUUUGUAAUAGAUAGAUCAUAUUGUGGACAAAUUGAUCAGGCCAGUUUGAAUUACUCUGGUGGAUUACAUUUUUUUUUUAAAUUUUACAUAUGAACAGGGAGAGAACUGUGACAGGACAACAAGACACACUAACUCUAAGGACAUUGUUUCCUGUUGUUUAUUGAGGGGGUGAGAUAGAAUGGAUUCCUGUUGUUUAUUGAGGGGGUGAGAUAGAAUGGAUUCCUGUUGUUUAUUGAGGGGGUGAGAUAGAAUGGAUUCCUGUUGUUUAUUGAGGGGGUGAGAUAGAAUGGAUUCCUGUUGUUUAUUGAGGGGGUGAGAUAGAAUGGAAUCCUGUUGUUUAUUGAGGGGGUGAGAUAGAAUGGAUUCCUGUUGUUUAUUGAGGGGGUGAGAUGGAAUGGACCUAAGUGAUAAAUCAGGAUGUAAGGUCUACUAAGCAGGAGAUAUCACUCAAUGUGAAAUUUUGAAGAAAAAACCCCCAAAAAACAGGAGUGAUUUAGGCCCCAUCGGCCAUUUUCCUUAUGAGAACAAUAUCAAACAUGUAUAUGUCUGUGUCAUGGACUGUGAGCUUAUUUUGAACAGAAAAUAUGAUAUUUGAUAAAUGUGUUCUGUUAUUUUUCUUGUAAACUAUUUGACUGAAUAUUGCCAAAACUUUUGAAUGUUAUCAUCCAUAUCUUGUAUAUUUUAUAUUAUUGUAAAUGCAUGAGAGAAUGACACUGAAUCCAUAUCUAUAUUAAGCUUAGAUAGCACCAGGGUAUUUGGAAUGAAUGAGUUGGUUAUAUACUGCGUGUGUGCGUGAAUGAGUUGAUGUGUAUGCUUAAAUGCUGCCUGAGGGGAGUUGAUCAAAUACAACGCUAAAUUUUACAGUUCGUAAUCAGGGAUGACUUUUUUUUGAGAGUGUAAAUGUUGUAUGAUUAAUGUAAGAAUUAAAGGGGCAUUCCGUUGUUUGAACGGCAGAUUUGAGUUAAACAAUAAUUUAUAAGCUUACACUCAUUUUUGUAACUAACUGUGAUAAAAUAAAUCUAUUUGUACAGAAUAUUCCUACAAACUCUGCUGAUGUGAAUCUGCACUGGAGUAUUCAGUCACGCGACCUCCGCUUCAUUUAGAUAUCAUGUGACAUCACAGACAACAGCAGACAGAUCACAGCAUGGAGAGUGAUGUAAAUAUGAAGGAAAUGGCAACAGAUUUAUUACCUACAUAAGACAUUAUGCUUGUUAAAUCAUUGAUUGUGGUUCGAUCAAAAUAGAUAGUUUUAUUAGUUUAAUUGUCCCAUAUAUGUCAACAUGGUAGAAAACUUUGAGCAUAACUUUAUUGAACCAGCUAGCUAGCUGUCAGGCUGUCGAGUCAAGUAUCCCGCCGAGGUAAUAGACUCGUGUGACGCAGCCUCCUUUGCUCUCUACAAUCUUUAAAUGUAGUUUCCGAUAUUUAUACAACUUAUUGAAAUGUUGCUAUCUUGUCGUGUCCUCAUUUUUUUGCUGGUUCUGUUUUCAGUGACUCAUUAGCCGAUCAUGAUCACUACCUCGGGUAGCAUUGUCCUUCAUCUUCUUUUUUCUUGAUAGCCUUUGGCGGCGAAUAAUUUUCACACUCUUGGUUGAAAUUACAUUCUCAAAAAAAAACUGAAAUUUAAGAACUUUGAGUUAUCUUCGAAUUUUGAUUAUUGUAUAUUAGUUCAGUUAAUAACUUUUACUGGUUAAGAAAUAUACAAGAUUCUGGUUUACUUUUAUUUUCAUACCAUACACUUUUUUAUUUCAACAACGGAAUGACCCUUUAUGUAUUUUUUUGUCAUUUUUGAAUUAUUUAGGACUGAUUUGUAAAAAUAGAAAGUGAAACUUUGUACACGUCACUUGUACAUGAAAUACUACUUAUGAAACUACGUUACAGAAUAGUAACUCCACCCAGGAAAAAUGAGGUUAUUUAUAGGGUACCCACCUUAGAACUAAUUCAACAAGUUCUGGACUGAAAACCCACAUACUAGAGUAAUUCUGGGUUUGUGUUGAGAUUUUACUGAAAUAAGUGUGAAAUAUUUAUUUUGCAGUUUUUAUUGCAAGUGUCUUUAAACAGCAGAAAAUGGUUUAUCAGAAUUAUUCAUUAAAUGUUGUGUUGUUAGAAUGUAUAGACUGGAAGUAAGUAUUAAUAGUUGUCACCUGAAUUCUGUCACGGACUUAACAACUGCACAAUAAAUAUCUUUAUAAUAAAUGAUAAUGUUAAAAUUAUCAUACUCAGUUACAUGUAUGUAUAACAAUAGUUUUACCUUGUUUGCUGCUGUUGACAGGGAAGAAUGAGAAUGUUCUUUGGAAAUCAUGAUUGAAUGUGCAAACUGAGCCUCUUUUUUCAUGUUAGGAAAAUAGGCACCCAGUUUGAAAAAUACAUUGGACAUUUAAGAAAUUUAUCUGCCUUUUUUAUUUAAUAUUCAAAGUUGGACUUGCCAAUGGUGGUCUGUUUUCUUCAGCCAUACUGCUAGGUUAAUAUGAUUUGCUUUUGCUGGAAAAUAUUAUGUUAAUUUGACCUGAAGGAUCACCAUGGCCUAUAGUGAUCAUGUUUCUUCUGUCGUCGUCAGCCGUGCGUAAAUAUUUCACAUUUCAAGCUUCUAAAGAUCCACCACUGGUAUUCAACUAGAACUUGUCUUAAAUGAUUUUCAGAUUGCCCUGACAAAGUGGAAUUUUUUGGGAUCGGUCCGAAAUCAAAGUUGGCCGUCGUAGCUGCCAUCUUGGAAAAAAGAUCUUAAACUAAUAAAAUUCUAUUGGUGCCAUUGAGCUGAAAAUUGAAAGGGGUGUUAAGGGAGGAGAGCCAACAAAGUAUUGUAAUUUUUUUGAUCUGGUGGAAACCUGGACAAGACAGUCACGGCGGCAUUUUUGUAACAUGUUUAAACACUUCAACAUGGCACUCACGGUGGCCAUUUUAUAGCAUGACUGCGCGAUCAUGGUUUUCCUGAAAACAUGCAUAUAUUUCGAACUUUUCAAAUUUCACAAUUGGAAUUUAGCUCUGACGUUCCUGAAAUGCUACUGAGAUUGCUCUGACCAAGUGCUGUUAUUUUUCAGGUCGGUCCAAAUAAGAUAAAGUGAAAUAAAAUAGGUUAGUUAAAAAAGAUUGGGAAUUACUGCAAAAUCAUCAAUAUUUAUACAUUCUGAGAAUAGGCCAGAACAUUCAGACAAUAAAGAUACAUUCUUCAAACUGUGAUCUUUCUGCGUCAAGGGUUAGGGUUAACCCUCAAAGUAGCGAUAGGGGAUACAUAUUCAUGUUCUACAGAAUUCUUGAGACUUGACAUCUAUGUAUUUGUCACACGAAUCAAUUUAUUUCAAAUUAUUGGAGUCCCUUCUUGCUUAUUAAGACAAUCCAAUAAUAGCAACUAUUUACUAAAAAAAAA